Messenger RNA from Salvia miltiorrhiza (redroot sage), 1554 nucleotides. Its product is annotated as protein POLLENLESS 3-LIKE 2-like. Lineage: Eukaryota; Viridiplantae; Streptophyta; Magnoliopsida; Lamiales; Lamiaceae. The record is from RefSeq and is a predicted model, not a curated record. Gene Ontology annotation, molecular function: protein binding.
CACUUGUUCCCUCCUCCGUCUCUGCACAAUCUCUCUCUCUCUCUCUCUCUUUCUCAGUUCUCUAGUAGUGUGUGUGAGUGUGUGUGUAAAAGCUGCUCAUUCCACACAGUCUUUCAAUCAUCUGAAAAAAACAGCACAAGAUGAUGAAAGAAAUGUGGAAUGCGCCACCGGGUUUCCGGCCAACAAAAUCGGCUCCGACGUCGCCGGCGAAGCCGCUUGGCGUCGCCCGAACCCGUUCGGAGACCUUCCACGUCACCCACAAGGUCCCAGUCGGCGACACCCCUUACGUCCGGGCCAAAAACGUUCAACUAGUGGAGAAGGAUCCGGAGAGGGCGAUACCCCUAUUCUGGGCGGCCAUUAACGCUGGAGACAGAGUUGAUAGCGCGCUCAAAGACAUGGCCAUUGUAAUGAAGCAGCAAAAUAGGGCUGAAGAAGCCAUAGAAGCAAUCAAAUCAUUGCGCAGCCGUUGCUCCGAUCAAGCGCAGGAGUCUCUCGACAACAUCUUAUUGGACCUCUACAAGAGAUGCGGGAGAUUGGAGGACCAAGUAGCGCUUCUGAGGCGCAAGCUGUUCCUAAUCCAGCAAGGCAUGGCCUUCAACGGGAAGCGCACGAAAACCGCCCGCUCGCAGGGGAAGAAAUUCCAAGUGUCGGUGGAGCAAGAGGCCACGCGGCUACUGGGAAACUUAGGGUGGGCGCUGAUGCAGCAGAACAACUACAUGGAAGCAGAGGAGGCGUAUCGGCGGGCGCUUGUGCUGGCGCCAGACAACAACAAGAUGUGCAAUCUGGGCAUCUGCCUAAUGAAGCAAGGUAGAAUCGGCGAGGCCAAGGACACGCUGCGGCGGGUCAAGCCGGCGGUGCUUGACGGCCCAAGGGGCGUCGACUCCCACCUCAAGGCCUACGAGAGGGCUCAGCAGAUGCUCAGAGAUCUCGAGUCCGAGAUGAUGACCAAAGGCGGCGUCGAUCGCGUCCAGCAGAGCAAACUCUUCGACGCCUUUUUAGGCUCCUCCGCCAUCUGGCAGCCUCAGCCCUGCAAGGAGACCAAGUUCCCGCCCCCGCCCCCCGCCUUUCCGGAUGAGAACGCUUUGCCGGGGAGGAAUUUGAACAUCGACGCGCAGCCCUUCUACUCGUCCAAGGUUGCUGCGGAGGGUUUGAAGAGGAGCAGGUCUGGCAAUGCGGCAGCGAUCGAGAAUGGGAAGGAGGAGGAGAGUUGGGAGGAUUUGUUGCCGGAUAGCAAGGAUUUUGAGGAUGCGAUAAUGGCGGCGGUGUUGGGGGAUGUGUUGAAGAAGAAGAAGGUGGAUAAGAGGCUCAAGGUUUUUCAGGACAUAACGCCGUCGUUGUCGUUGAGUCCCAAAGCAUCGCAGAUCUUUUAACAAUUAACUUCAUGCUAAUUUAAUUUAAUUUAGUCACAGUUCCAAUUCUUAAUCUUAAUUUAAUGUUUUAGAGUCCAAUGGAGAUGAACUUGUUCUCCUUGAGUUUAUUAUUUAUAUGAUUCGUGGUACUCCCACACUCAAUAAAAUGGUGUCUAAUUAUUUUGCCGUUUAUGGCUAUUCUCAA